This is a messenger RNA of Haplochromis burtoni (Burton's mouthbrooder), 2768 nucleotides long. It is a transcript of the gene il11a, whose product is annotated as interleukin 11a. NCBI's taxonomy places the organism in Eukaryota, Metazoa, Chordata, Actinopteri, Cichliformes, Cichlidae. Gene Ontology annotation, molecular function: cytokine activity; growth factor activity. The record is from RefSeq and is a predicted model, not a curated record. Bases 383 to 1099 code for a protein of 238 amino acids. Gene Ontology annotation, cellular component: cytoplasm. Gene Ontology annotation, biological process: positive regulation of cell population proliferation; positive regulation of MAPK cascade. The transcript is spliced from 5 exons.
UAUAUGACUGUGGGUUAAAAAAAAAAUCUUAUAAAUGUUUAAUGUGUCUCAUUUUUAAUCAGCUUUGUUCUAAAAAAUUUUGUAAGUUUUUUUUUGUUGUUGUUAAAAAGUUGCUUUUUCCCCCCCACUGUGCACAGGUUAAAUUAUUUAGAGAUCAGAAAAUCUAAGCAACUGCUUCUUUAUUGCUCGACUGAAGAUUUGGGCAACUUAAUUCUGUUAAAGUUGCUCUGGGACGGAGAGCUCAGAUGCUUCUGCAGUGUUCUUUUGGCUGCGAUUCUUGUGGUUCACCUGUAAUUAUCAAGCAUUCAUCAUCUCAACACCACUGUGGUUCCCUUUUAAUACUUAGUCUACCUUGUACUUGAACUUGAAAGGACAAGAAUGAAUGAGCUUACUGUUAGGAGAGUUGACUUGGCUUGACUUGGUCUAUAUAAUUUAUACCACCGGCUCACGUACCUAUCGAGUUGCAGGUGUGACAAUCAGCGGCAUUCAUUGCCUUGCUUAUGUGCUGCUCGACUCCUCCUCAUCUCUCCUCUUCUCGCUGCUAUUGGCUCAGCUGCCCGUGUUCACGUCUGCCUCUCCGGUGCCACAGCGGCGACCCAGUGACUUGGAUAAACUGUCCAAUCAGACCAAAAAUCUAAUGAAACUCACCACAGAACUGCUGAAGGAGCAUGCAUUUGACUCAGAAGUGGAGCCCCACAGGUUCAAGUCUCUGCCAGAAAUGAGCAACAGAUCAGCCCAUGACCUCAACAAUCUUGAGCUGAAGCCCACACUCUCACAGCUUCAUUCCGACCUGAAGCUGUACGAGCACCACUUUGAGUGGCUCAACAGAGUGUCGAAGAAGCACCACCACCCUGCAGUGCCCAAGCUGGUGGAGAUGAUCAGAGAGAUGAAAUCUCUCAUCACUCUGCUGCACCGUCAGAUGCUGAGAGUUGAAGCACCAAGGCUCAGUCCGGCGACCCCCUCCCUCCCCCCUCACCUCCCCUAUCAGUUUGAUGUCCUGCAGUCCACCAAUGAGCUUCUUCAACACUUCAAGCUCUUCUGUGACUGGGCGUACAGAGCCUUCCUCAGCCUUAAGCCCAAGGUCACUGCAGUCCAAUGAUGAUACAGAAAGUAAAAGGGGGCUGCAGAGGCAGUGAGAAUACAUGGACUUCCGUCCCCAUCAAAAGGGAAACAAGACCAUGUCAGUGUGCACUGUAGUUGAUAGUGCAUACCUAAAGAGGCCCAAAUAUCAACCUGUGUGUCAGCAUGUGUGUUGAGGAAUGUGUCUUUCCAUCAGAGCCAUUGAGGAUGCACCACAAUGCAGCCAGUUACAACCAUCGAUUCCAGCUCAAGUUCCAGUUUAACUCCAAUGUUUAUGUCAAGAAACCGUCAUGUCAUGACCGUGUUAUUUAUGUAUUUAUUUAUUUAUUGAAUGUUAGUUAUUUAUUUAAUUUUUAUUUAUUUAUCUUAUUUCUGUACUAACGUGAACUCAUUUGCCCACAUUUCUGUAAUCUUUCCCUUUCUCUUGUGUCUCACUGAACCCAAAAACAAAAACAAAAAACAAAAAACAAACACUGUAGCACUUCCUGAACUGAUAGCUCUGAUAAUGAAAUUUGUAUAAAUCAGCUUAAUUUACUUUUACAUUUUUAUUUUUCUUCAGAUGAUAAUUCUUCCAGUAGAUGUAGCAUGCAUUUGGGGCAGCCUAGGCCUUCACUAUUCCUUAUUUAUAGGGCCCUUAAAGUAUAUGUUUCAAAAGCUCAUAAUGUCAUCUCCAGCCAUGGUAAAAUAUUCCACAUGACACAUUAAUUUAUCAAUUCCUUAUCAAAUUCAUUUUACUUUAUUUCUUCCAUGUUAGGAUGGUAUUUGAAGAAAAGCGAAUCCUUUCUUUCGUACCACAGUCACAUUUGUGUUUUCAGUGCCUGCUUCCCUUGUGUUCUGCACGAGGAGGCGUAGUUAACAUUGUGGUAAAGUCAUAUGAAUGUGCCCUGUUGCUAAGCACUGAUGAUUCUGAUUAGAUUCUUUGCACAAACUUGUCGGGAUUGGCCCUUCCUAAGAGUGGGAUGGCUGAUUUUGAACCUGUGCUUUGGUGUAGAAAAGUUUGGGGAUUUUUUUGUUUUUGUUUUUAGUUAAACACCCAAAGCCUUAAAAUACUAUGUAUUGUGACACUAUGUUCUGUACAGGUGUACAUAAAUGUACAAGAAUGUAAAUGUUGUAUACAGUGCUUUUGUGUAUUAUGUCGUUUUCUACAACAUACUGUAGAUGACCAAUUUUAUCACUAUAAUUUUUAUUCAUUCCUAUUCUAGUAUUUGUUACAGUAUUGACUAUUUAUUUAAGUAACUUGGUGGAACUAUUUAUUUUGUGCUGCAGUGGAGCAAGUCUCCUGUCCUUUUGUACUUUUAUACAGUUUUUAUUCUUAUUCGCUAUUAUUAUACCAUCACGUUUAAAUUAUUGUUGUAACAUCAAAAUGCCUCUUACACACACUAAUUGGCCUCAAUGUGAAAUAUGUGCCUUGGUGAAAUAAAAACUUCAGAAUGUGCACACUGGUUUUUGUGUGUCUUUAAAUAUGCGUGGCCUACUACCACACCUGUAAUAUGAACUGUGUGACAGAUGGACGUUUUUUGAGGGGGUGCACACUCAGAAACUACAUUACCCAACAGUCUGUGCAGAAGAGUCGAGGCAAAAACUGAUAAAUGUUGAGCUCGAAUGUGAAAAAAGCUUUUAGAUUAAUUUGGAGCAUCUUGGAGUAUGGAUCCUUUCCUAAUAACUAGCUUACGCCAAAUUUUGAUUUU